AUGACUUCGCGACGAGAUGUUUCUGGUGGUGGUAACCACAAUAUGGGACAACGACGAUCUGGGCAAACUGGCUUUGUCAAUAUCGGCUUGGAGCAGAGACUUUUCAGUCUGUGGGAGAAGAGCAUGCCAUGGUACCUUCAGCCCAUGGUUCUUCAUAGUCAUCCAUCGCAUGCAGAUGUCAGCUCCUACGAGCAGCUGGCCGACUUUGUUGGAGUUUAUCUUCCGGAACCUCCUCAACCAGGCGAGGAGUACGAGUCGCCGUUUCCAGCGUAUAUUAGAAACAAGCACAUGACACACUUAAUGUUUGUCGAGUAUCGAGGUUUUUCAAGGAAUGAGAAAGACUAUCGUCGCAACCAAGGAGAUUGGCUGAACGAAGCAGAGUACUUCGAAGAUCACGACGUAGUGCGAAGUCCUUACCAACAGUGUCUGGUUAUGAACCAAGACUUCUCUCUUCUUGUCCGUUCUGAGAAUGGAUAUGAGGGCACUCUUGUUCGCACCAAACGGAAGCCACCAAAACCUGUCCCUAUGCUUUCCAAAUCAUUUUCUACCGAGAAGAAUAGCACGACGCAAUAUCAUGCAUCAAUGGAAGAUAUGUAUGAUGAGUGGAAACUCAUUGAUGAUGAGACCUCCAGGAUCCUGGGACGAAAGCAAAUCGCGUUGACACCUUUGAAGCUUUUCCUCGAACCGAAGACAUUCCCUACUGACACGUUAAGUGAGUACGCACUUCUCUCGUCACCUGCUCUUGCGCUUCGGCGAUCGGAUGAAUUCAUUGAAAACCAAAAUGAAGGCUCCGCUCCAGAAGGCUGGCUGCAGACGCUGGAAGGCGUAUACUGCCUCGUAAAAGGUUUUGUUUACAACACCAGAGGCAGUCGUCUCAUUGGAUGGAGACGGAUGGAAGGCCUAACGAAUCUCGGUCUGUCAUCGAAUAGACCAACUUCGAACACCGAUCGCGAUCUCUGCCUCUAUUUUGAUGACGUAUCGAAGCAGUUCGCUGUUCGGCCAUUUGAUAUUGGUUGUGGAGAGCUGCACCUAUUUGAGCUCUGCCCACCAGAGCUAGCUUCUACAAAACUUCCCUCUCGAGAACAUUUUGAUCCUUCAGACCAAUCGAAAAAUAUUGCUUCAUUGUGGACGGCACAUCUCUGCGGAGAGGGCCAUUUCAGUAUCCCGUUCGAAUUAGCACCUGUAGAUUACUUCCUAAAACGGGGAAGUGAGCAGAAGUUUAAUACAAACAAAGAAAAAAUUGCUGGUCGAGAAACAGGUUGUGACACUUCGCUGACAACAGAUUUAAACGAAUUGACAGGAGAAACGAUCAAGGGAUCAGUUGAGGAGUCGUCUGGUUCAGCAAAGAAAAAAAGGAAAAGGAAGAAAAAGCGGAAGAAAAAGAAGACCAUGGCAGAGUCCCUGAGCGCCACUGACACUGAUGUGCAGCCUUCAAUCGAACAGCUUUCCGUUGAGGUCGAAAGUGAAGCAGCUUUAGAACAACCUACACUCGAUUUGAAAACGGAUGAUGUGAUUCCAGUCAAGGUGGACCCACACCCUAGCGCUGCGCUGAUUGGAAACUCUUCUGCUAUUAGCGCCGAGGAAGCUAAAGAACCGAAGACGCAAACUGAUGAACUUCAUCCGAGUAAUCAUUAUGACAACCAUGUACGUUUGAGUUCGAAUGAUAGGGCAAUUGAUAACGGCUAUUCAGCAGAACAUGGUUGUAAUGAGUUGGACUUUUCAAAGUCAAUUAUUCAGCAUGAUGAAACUCCAAUGGAUCUUACAUCCACCCUACAGAGAUUGUGUGAAUGGCUAGAUGAAGAGUUGUCACGAAGCCCAUAUGAAUUGAACAAGUGCGAGCUGGGUGACCUCGUCGGUUUUGAAGAGGAGCCCAGUAUUGCAACUAUUUCAAACUUUCUCUUUCAAACGACACCACAUGACUCCGGGGAUCUCUACUGGCUUCGAAUUUCCGAGACUACAACAAGUAGUAUCUUUUGUCGGCUGCUAUCUUCAUCAGACAUCGAGGCCUCAAGAGUAGCUGAAUGGAUCCAAGCAACCGCUGGAGAUCUAUUACUCAAAUGCGUGGACAACUGUCGCACAAAGGACGUUUUUGCCUUGUUGAAUUGUGAUGAAGCGACUGAUUGGUUCCGAGAAGAGGCGAAUAGUGUGUUACGGGAUCUCUUGCAAAAAGACCGUUUGACAGAUAUCAUUGAUUUGAUGAGUAACCACAAAGCAGUCCCAUUUAUUGAGACGAACUUGCUUUGCCAAAUCCUUGGCACAUUACCAACAAGAAGGGGAGGAAGCGAACUCGGCAAUUCUUUUGCGAAGGCAAUAUGGAAGGUACGGUUGGAAUCGACGGAUGACAAAAAAAUCGUCACGGAAUGCAUGUCCAACAAGCUUAGUAAAGACGCGGCCCGACGAGUUAUGCAUGCAUUGAAGAAAGGAAUGCAGCACUUGAAGAGGCAACUAAAAGCAGAGAAACAGAAAGCAGAGACCAUCGAUCCGGCGAUUUCGGACGAAAAUACACCUACCGAACUGGCUCCAGCUGCAAGCGCUGUACGCGAAAAUGAUACACAAAGCGCACAAGAAAGUAUCAAACACUUUCAACUACUUAUCGAUGACUCUAUCAAGUCGCAUGCAGAGCGGCUAAGGAAUUUGAAAAGUACUGUCACUAAUGGCACUCGAAUUCAACCCGAUCAACAAGAAAUUGAUGAUACAGGAACACUUGUUGAAGCUGAAGAUCAAGCCCACAGCGUCAGUAGUGUACCGCCGCCAGCUCUAUCACCGACAGAAAUAGCUGCCGCUAUGGCCAGAUGUGCCACCCUCGACCAAAAAGAAGCUGAAGAAAUCGUCAACCGUGUGGAAAUGUCGCUUGAUUUGUCCAAUUGGAGCACGACAUCCGAAUGGGUCGUGGAAAUUACGGAACAAGCACACAAGUGGUUCCGCAAGCGAUCCAAGAAGCAAUAUGGCCUUUGCGAGCGUGUAGUUCGCAGGAUGCAGCUUCUCUCGACUGGAAGGUGGCCAUACGUGUUAUGCAAGCCUGUUCGUACUAGCAAAAGUGUUUCGAUAAAUCUCUACGAGUCUAAGAUUGACUCAGGGAGCCGUAUUCUUUGGGAGGUAGCUGUAUCUUUUUCUCCACGAAGGUCGCGUGAAGGGGAGUACUUUGGCGAACAGGUAAUUCGUGUAUGGGAUAUUGUUGUCAAUCACGACGCUCUCACUACGGCUAUUGAUCAAGCAGUAGAACGAGCAGUCGAUCGGAUCGAGAAGUCUCACAUUCGUGGAGAAAAGUGCCAAGUGUUCACGGAAUUGGACGGGUAUGGAGGCAGUGUUGAAAACAACGGGGAGAAAGGGAGUCAGUGUAUUACGCAGCGUAUCCCUAAGGUUUUUCAGAUGAAACAAGGGGUGAAAGGUCUUGACGUACCAACGAAGGCAGUAUACUAUGCUCCAGCAAAUGAUGAUGAGAAGCAAUACAAUCUUUUGAAGUUUUAUGAAAUGAAUGCCGAGGCUGUUGGGCUGCUGUUGGACGGAGAUGUGGAUAAUGCCGAUUUACCAUUUACUCCUGGGCCACAAGAGCACGAAAUAAUUCAUUUUAAUCCAAACCCAAAACGCAGUCUGUUGUUGCAAGGAAGAAGUGGGACAGGGAAGACCACAUGUCUUGUCUUUCGAAUGUGGGCAGAGGGUAUAUCGUUGGCUGGAAGCAAUGAUGACGAUAUGCCUCCUCGGCAGCUAUUUUUGACCAAGAAUGAUGUGCUUCGCCGGGAAGUGGAAAGAUCAUUUAAGUGUAUGGGUCUAGCUUGGAGAAAACGACACAGGAGUACACACCAAGCAGCUCCAAUGCGGUUUCCAGAUGACGAGAAUAGUAAUAGCAUUACCUUUCCUCUGUUUUUGACAUCAUCAGAAUGGCUGGAUAUUUUGGACGGAGAAUUGUCCGGGGAACGCUUUUUCUCGUCUAAGGAAUUAGAGACCCGUAUCAGCGCUAGGCUGAAAGAUGACACGGCCCAACGUGGGCUAGAGGAGUUUUUCGAUAAUACAAACAGAGACACUUCUGGUGAAAGGGAUUCCAAGUCUGGUGCUAGAAAAGAAAUGACCUUCAGCAGAUUUUGCACCCUUUGGUCCAAAAUCAAUUCCAAAACUAAGUCGAAGAUGGCUCCCGAUCAGGUAUGGCUCGAGAUAAAGAGUCAUAUCAAAGGAUCUGUGGCGGCAUUACAUCUCGAAGAUGCUUUUUCGUCUUCACAUAUUCGCUUCUUGAGUCGAGAUGAGUAUCUUUCUCUACCACGAAAGCAAUCAAGACUCGAUCAGCCCUCAAGGCAAGAGGUUUUUGACCUAUACGAGAGGUAUGAAAAAAUGAAAAAGGGCAAGUACUACGAUGAAAUGGAUAUAGUAUACCAUCUUGCACAUCGGAUUCCACCUCGACAAGAGCUUAAACAGCUUCCGACUUGCCCCAUCCCUGUCGAUGCAGUUUAUGUCGACGAAGUGCAAGACUUUACACAAAGUGAGCUGUUGCUUUUGGCAAGAUUGUGCAAUGACUCGAACAGUCUCAUGCUGGCCGGAGAUACUGCUCAGAGUAUUACUGCCGGCGUUUGGUUUCGGUUCGCGGAUGUGCGACAACUGUUUUACGGUCAAUUCGGCGGCGAUGAACCUCGCUUGCAAAAGUUGACCCACAACUAUCGUAGUCACUCUGGAAUUCUCCAUCUUGCGGCAGCUGUGGUCGAGCUGCUGUAUCACUUCUUCCAAGAGAGCUUAGAUAGGUUGCCGCCUGAUUUUGGUCUAUUCCCAGGGCCGAAACCUGUAGCGAUGGUUGUGUCGUCAGUCGAGGAUUUGGUCCUUAUGUUGGAUGGAUCCAAACGGGAGACAUCAAGAAUUGAGUUUGGAGCCCAUCAAGUGGUUCUUGUGCGGAACGAAGAAGCGAAACAGCAUCUACCUGAGGAGUUUGGUGUUGAUAAAGACUGGGUGAUGACGGUGCAAGAAUCAAAAGGAUUGGAGUUUGAUGACGUUCUUGUCUUGAAUUUCUUCCAAGAUUCCCCAGCAGGUGACUCGUGGAGGGUGAUAUCCAACUAUGGGUUGGAGCAGGCAAAAAGUUACUACGACGAAUGUGAAUCAGGGUCUCAAACGUUUCAAUGGGAAGAUAUCAGCGCAACCCAACAAACUAGACCUCUUGCUUUCGAUUCAGAGCAACACAAGACGCUCGAAACUGAACUCAAAAUUUUGUAUACAGCCAUAACUCGAGCAAGAGUCAACGUGUUUAUUGCUGAGAUGGAUUCUUCGCUUUGCCAGCCCAUGUUCAACUACUUCCGUCGGCGCAAGCUUGUCGAAUUUGUUUACAACGAUGAUGGUCAAGGAUUGUCUUCUCUACCAGUCUUUGGGCAGAUCGACACCGUUGAUGAAUGGAAAGCACGCGGUCAGUAUUACCUCAAUAGUGCUGGUGGGCACAAUGAGAACAUUGCUGCACUCCGGCUUGCCGCGCGGUGCUUUGAAAAAGCUGGCGAAACUACGAAGAUGGAACGAGCGCUAGCUUAUGCUGCAUUCCUACGCAUCGAAAGACAAGAGACCGAGGGUCCAAAGAAAAAGAAACGUGGAACGGAGAAGAGACUGGAGCGAUAUAGGAUUGCUCUCAAUCUCCUUGAGACCGGCGACACGGAGUUUCUUGUGAAAGCAGGUUUGUGCCUGGUGCGAACAGGAAGUUCUGAGUUUGGUCGGGUGGCGAAAAUGCUGGAUACUCAUUCGUCUAUUCGCUAUGCGACCCGGGUGUUAUCCGACCAUACGCCGAACAAGAGACCAUCUGCAGACGAAAGACGCAACUUUUCAUAUGCAUCUCAAUUGUACUUUAGUUGUAUCUCCGGCAAAGACCGGUCAGUUGAUGAGCGCAGCCAGUUGAUGGUGGAUUGUUUUCGGUGUUGCGUUUCGUCGUGGGAAGAAAAUGACCUGGAACGUGCCUUAUCCCUUCUGGACAGCAAUUCUCGGCUUUCAAGCAACGUGAUAUUGGAUCUUGCAUCUGUUUGGUCGGGCACAGAAACAGAAUACCCCAGUCCUAUUUCGUACUGGAUUUCCGAUAUUGGUAAAAACUCCGGGGCUUCAAGACGGCUCCAAGAAUCGAUGACAAAAACAGCUCGUAUUGCGUGCCGUCAGUGUCAUAUACAGAACAAUAGAGACGGGCUUUCAAGGGCACUGUCUGUCAUAUCAACGCGAAAGGAACGAAUUCAGCUACUAUCGAGUCUUGAAACAAAUGCAGAAUCAUUUCUGCUCAAAUGCAAGUGGAGUUCAGAGCACCCUGCUUUCUGUACGGAUGCUGGCCCGGGAACUUUCGAAAAGCAAGAUAAGCUCGUGGAUGUGACUGAUCUUCUUUUAAAUGAAUUGCUCGGCGAUGAUGACUUUGAUGGUGCAGCUAAACUGCUAUCGCAGAGAGGGCAGCUACUUCGAGCAGCCGAUUGCAUUGGAAGCAAACGCGAUGUCGGUUCAAAGAAUAUGGCUAUUUCAUUCAAGAUCUUGCAUAUAGAGCUUAUUCAGGGCUGUCCAAGCAGUGGAGACAAAGAUGUUGAUUUGGUUUCCCAACAGCUCAGUGCGAUUGUAAAGGAGUAUGAAGGGACUGGGAGUGGUCUGUUGGCUGAGACAAAGCUGGGCUUGCUUCUUGCACAAGCAAGACAUACCAAUAAAGUAAACGACUGGGAAACAUUGGUUAAAGCUGCAGACGGGGCAUUCAUUUUGUGGAAACUUGAUAUCUGGUUUUCAUUGCUAGAAGUUGCAGCCGAAUCCCCAAUUGUGAGGAAAUUGGAUUCAUAUCUGACGAUUGAUUCACUGUUGAAAAUGGGCAAGGAAAUCCAGGAUAUAAUCUCUCAUUUGAGAGAUGGAACGUCGACUGAUGGAUCGGCAGUUGCGGCAAUUCAUUCAUUCUUUCGAUUGGAGGUCAGUCCUCUUGAUCCUGAUUUGGUGUUGACGGCAGUCGUUACAAACUGGCGUUUAAGGACUGCAAUGAAAAAGACCGGUAUCAAGCUUUCGCCGUCAGCACUCGCAUCAAAAGCAUUAAUGGUGCCAGUCAAUGCGAAACAAAUCAAUCAUAUGCUUGCACUCUACUGCUGCCACCUCUCAAUUGACGUAUUGAAUCGUGUUCAAGAACAAAUCAAGCCUACCAUUGUUCAAAGAAUAUCUGGGGCAAUUUCUAUCGCUGAGCCCUCAGACCUCCUACAAUUUCGCCUAUAUUGCUUCGAAGAAAUGAAGACAAUUGCCAAUCUUGGACUUGCACUCGAAAAACAGAAGAGUUCUCUUUGGGGGUCGAAAUUAUAUGAAAUUGAAGCAGGCCGAAACUCAGCACUAUCCGAUUUCUGGAAUUUCAUUAAUUCUUAUGUUGGUACACCUGUUCAUUAUUCCGAGGACGCUAGCAAGGUUGGCCGAGAAGGCUGCAUUACUAUCAAAGGCAAACCAAUCUUAGAUUGUCUCCGGAACUUUGCACUUUCUUUUUGGUAUGACCUGCCACAAAAGCAGAGAAAAACUUCAUUCGAGGAGGUGCUGAAACUAUGGAGAGCUCUUGAUAUCUGUCUACAGGCAAGUGAUCGAUCUGUUGAACUUUUCGGCAAGAAGCUGAAUAGCGCAGAGCAUUUGCAAGAUGCGCAACGAGAUUAUGAAAAAAACAAUAUGCACCAUUUUAUCAAAUCGAAGACAAAAAUAAAGGCAAAGAAGGUCACUGCUGUGAAGACAAUCUUUCGAAUGUGGAAGUGGGCGCUGGAAUCUGCAAAGACGAACCUUUUCAACUCCAUCACGUUGGUUGAAAGGCUAAUAAAAGAAACCUCAGAAAGGAAAACUUUGAAAACAUUGCCGAUGCAGUAUCAGAUCAGUUUGCUUGAGACCAAUUGUGUGGCGCUCCUUGCAAUGAUUUCUUACCGAUACAGUGAAUCUGGCUCCAAAAAAAUUUGGCUUGCGCUACCGGAAAAACGAUACAUUGAGAUGUACUUGGUGGGCGACAGUGGCACUGGCAAUGCAUUUGGACGAGGAUUUGGAAUCCGCCUAUUGGAUACCAUUCAUAGCAUUGAGAAAAAAGACGUGACAUUCACAUUUUUCAAUCGUUUUCUGCUGCACUUCGAAAUUCUUGCCGACACUAUUCGUGAUUUGCUGUCAUCAGAGAAGGAAGACAUUGAGUGCUUAGUGCGAUGUAUUACCCUUGGCUUUUGCAUCCUCUACAAUGCGAUUAUGUUGGCCCAUGGUGGAAAGUCAAUGGGAAGGAGCGAUAUUGAAAACGAUCUGAACACGCUGCCUCGGAUUCCAACGAGUGCUAACAUACUUCGGCUCGCUUUGAAACUUCGAGAAGUCUUGAGUGUGUUACAGAAGACUCCAAAUCAAUGGGAUAUUUCAGACGCCAAACAAGUUUUGCAUGAAUCUUCCACAGCACUUGAGCUAUUCAAGUUAGUUCAUAGGGUGUUUGAAGCGUCGACACGAGAUAGGCUUGUACUUUUUGGAAUAGAGCGCGACGCAACCAAUGGUUCCUGUGCGAUGAUAAGAAACGAAACCAGUGCAUUCACUCUGAUUGCAAAUACCAUUGGGGCUUUCGAAGCUACAGUAAUUGAAAGAGCUAGUGCAGAAGCAACAGGCGAUAUGUUAUUGGCCCUUCUGUCUAAUGACCCAUUUCCCACUAAAGACCUCUUGUCUAAGAAUUAUCGGAAUCACCAUACUGGUGAAACUGACGAGGUUUUGAUUGCGAGUAGUUAUGGUGAACGGCAAGAAGCUGCCAGGAAAAUACAAAGACUGCUUUGCAACCGACACUACAAAACGGCGGACGCAAACUACGCCAAUAAGUGUAUCGAUUAUUUUCGAAAGUGGAAGAUGGCCAUGGUGAUUCAGCAACAAAUACGGCUUUUUUUGGCUCGAAAAAAGGAAACUUCGGCCAAGUCAGAAAUCAUUCCAGAACCCAGUGGUGCUGCGACUACAGGGACAAGGCACCCCCUUGCAUCUAUUCCGAAUCGAUGGGCUGAUAUGGGGUUUGUUCGAGAUCAACAGCUGAAGUGGCAAUCGUCCCUUCAUUCAAGAUCGCCCUUCUUCUUCGAUGACGCUGAGUGUGUUUAUUGCGGCCUCACUUUCUGUCCAGAGAUUGCUGAAUCAAGGCGACAAUGGUGCCAAAUUAAUUUUCCUGAGAUGUCAUACAAAAGUUCAUCACAAACCUAUAACCAGCAGUUCUUUCAGGAACAGAUACUUUUCUCUCGUGGUGUCGGUGCUCGCCAUUUAAAAUUGGACAGACACGAAGCAAACCAGAACUUGGUACAUCAUACUCUGGAUCAAUUAAUCCUCAUCUGUGCCCGUGUUGACAUUGGUGGAAAUAUGCUGCAACAAGCUAUCGAUGCCUGCGAGAGCGAAAGCCGGAGAGGAGGUACUUUUGUUUCUUGGUACCUUAGUCGAAAAGAAGAAUUCUACAACAAGUAUUCCACCAUGAUGUCGAUGUUGCAGCAAAUGCAACAACUCUGCAUUCAAGGAAACAUACAACAACUUUGCAAUUCAAUAGACUACUUCAAGACCGAGUCGUUUGUGCCACAAUCAUUCCUGACGGAGAAACGGAACGAAGAGAAGCAAAUUAUGUUGGAAGCAGAUGAGAUUGAUAGCGAGUCUAUUCAUGACGGUGGGCAAAACCAUGAGGAGGAGGGAGAUAGCGAGGAGGAAGAUUACGACUUUGAAAUGUUUCUGAACAAGGGUGGGAAGAAGAAAACCUUUUAG
Messenger RNA from Cylindrotheca closterium, 9669 nucleotides. The record is from the annotation of a GenBank genome assembly. NCBI's taxonomy places the organism in Eukaryota, Bacillariophyta, Bacillariophyceae, Bacillariales, Bacillariaceae.